CCACCGGCCCCGAGGCCGCGGCUCCGCUCGCGCCCGGCCCUCCCUCCGCUGCCCCGCGAUGAAGGCGGCCCAGGCCGCGGGCGAGGGGGCGCCGCCCGGCGCGCGGUCAGUCAAGGUGGUCCUGGUGGGCGACGGCGGCUGCGGGAAGACGUCGCUGCUGAUGGUCUUCGCCGAGGGCGCCUUCCCCGAGUGGUACCCGGAGGUGAAUCACUUCUGCAAGGGGGUGCCCAUCAUCGUCGUGGGCUGCAAGACUGACCUGCGCAAGGACAAGUUGCUGGUGAAGAAGCUGCGGAAAAAUAGGUUGGAACCUGUGACCUACCACAGGGGCCAGGAGAUGGCUCGGGCCGUGGGCGCCGUGGCCUACCUCGAGUGCUCGGCUCUGCUCCAGGAGAAUGUCCACACCAUCUUCCAGGAGGCGGCCAAGGUGGCCCUCAGCAGCCGCCGUCGCAACUGCUGGAGGCGGAUGACCCAGAGCUGUUGUGUGGCGACCUGAUGGCCUGGGGCGCUCCUUCCCUGACCACACCAGCAGCACAGGAAGGAGCUGGGCGCUGACCUUCUGGCCAGUUGGCUGAGCUGGACCUAGUCCCCAGGCUGUGACCACCGAACUGUACCUCAAACGGAUGUGCACCUCCGAGGCCGGGACCCUGACCCUGGCGCUGGUAUCCCUGGACUGGAGAGGAACCCCUCUGAGGCCUGAGGAAGGGGGUUCCGGGCUCACCAGCCCUGUGGAGGGCUAGGCCUGGAGACCCCUGGAAUCACUCCCAGCUCCCAGCCCUGGACUACACAUCCUGGAGCAGCCUGUGCAGCCUGGCGCCACCUCGUGGCUCUUCCCGGGGCUGCACCUUCAGGACCCGGUGGUGCUAGGACCCUCCAGCCAGAACUCACACCCUGCCCCGCCCCCUUCGCCCUGCCCAUCCCAGUGGUAACUGUAACACUAAAAUGACAUCACUUGUCA
Physeter macrocephalus (sperm whale) is the source of this 955-nucleotide messenger RNA. RefSeq names its product ras homolog family member D (gene RHOD). The record is from RefSeq and is a predicted model, not a curated record. Lineage: Eukaryota; Metazoa; Chordata; Mammalia; Artiodactyla; Physeteridae. Gene Ontology annotation, cellular component: cytosol. The transcript is spliced from 3 exons. Bases 59 to 493 code for a protein of 144 amino acids. Gene Ontology annotation, biological process: small GTPase-mediated signal transduction. Gene Ontology annotation, molecular function: GTPase activity; protein kinase binding; GTP binding.